Molecule: messenger RNA, 474 nt
Organism: Lachancea sp. 'fantastica'
Lineage: Eukaryota; Fungi; Ascomycota; Saccharomycetes; Saccharomycetales; Saccharomycetaceae
Source: the annotation of a GenBank genome assembly
AUGGCGGGGUUCCUUUUGGGAGAUAAGUUGACAGAGUUGAGGCUGUUUGUGAAUGUAGUUUAUAUCGAAAGAGUUGAAAGUAUCGCUGCGUACGAAAGAAAGAACGAAAACGUAAUACUCCUGAGUCGCGUGAUAAUCGCGUGCUUAUCGCGUGAUCCUGGAACAUUUUACUUGUCAUUAUAUACGCAUAAUUUUUCCCCACGAUUAAAAAAGAAAGAAAGAAAAAACAGACACGUGACUAUCACGAGCUCAUACCCGUACACAAAGACAUUCCAGAUUGUCUUCCUUUUGCAUGUGCUUCUCACGUGCCCACCCUCCCCUCCCCUUUUUUUCCAAUUUAUUUCACCUCUUUCUCACCUACCAUGUGACCAUUUCAGAUAUAUGACAGUACUUCCAGCGUCACACACACACACACACACACACACACACACACACACACACACACACACACCUCCAAGCAUACUCCUCUUCUAA